Molecule: messenger RNA, 981 nt
Organism: Cotesia congregata
Lineage: Eukaryota; Metazoa; Arthropoda; Insecta; Hymenoptera; Braconidae
Source: the annotation of a GenBank genome assembly
AUGUUUUCAACGAGUACGCAAAAAAAAUAUUGGAUUUUUUCAGAUGAAAAAGAUCUCACCGCUUUGAGGCAAAAAGCAAAUGCUGCUUAUGUUGAUAAAUAUGGUUCAAAAAUGACACCUGAAGAAAGAGAGCUGUAUUUUUUAUCUGACACAGAAGAACGAAUGCUGUUAAGAUUUUACGAACUACAACUACGAGAUUUUUGUAAAAGAUUUUCUCCACAAAUGCCAAGAGCUACAAUCGCAACAGCUUUGCAUUAUUUCAAAAGAUUUUAUUUGAGAAAUAGUGUGAUGGAUUAUCAUCCCAAGGAAAUACUUGUCACUUGCGUUUAUUUAGCAACAAAGGUGGAAGAAUUCAACGUUUCAAUCUCACAAUUUGUCGCUAACUUAAAAGGAGAUAGAGAAAAAGCAUCAGAUAUUGUUUUAAACAAUGAAUUAUUGUUAAUGCAGCAAUUAAACUAUCAUUUAACUAUCCACAAUCCUUACAGACCGGUAGAAGGUUUUAUGAUUGACAUCAAAACACGAUACAGUACUCUAGAAAAUCCAGAAAGAUUGAGGCCUCACAUUGAUGAUUUUCUGGAAAAAGUAUUUCUCACAGACAGUGUACUGCUCUAUGCACCUAGUCAAAUAGCUCUGGCAGCUGUGCUUCAUGCAACGUCCAAAAUUUCUGCUAAUUUAGAUAAUUACGUCACGGAUAUUUUAUUUUCUGCUGAGCAGAUUAGUGGAAUUAUUGAAGCUGUACGAAAAAUCCGAUCUAUGGCCAAAAGUAUCGAAAUACCUAAUAAAGAAAUAGUUAAAGCCCUUGAAAAGAAAUUAGAAAAAUGUCGAAACCAAGAAAAUAAUCCCGACAGCGAAAUAUACAAAAAAAGAAUGCAAGAAAUGUUGGAUGAAGAAGACAUACACGAUGAUGAUAGAUACGCUAAAAUCGUGAAAAACCAAGCAGCCAACGACGAAAAAAUUCUAGGAGUUGAUAGAAUUAAUUAG